Betta splendens (Siamese fighting fish) is the source of this 3505-nucleotide messenger RNA. It is a transcript of the gene map2k4b, whose product is annotated as mitogen-activated protein kinase kinase 4b. The coding region runs from base 150 to 1409 and encodes 419 amino acids. The record is from RefSeq and is a predicted model, not a curated record. Gene Ontology annotation, molecular function: ATP binding; JUN kinase kinase activity. Gene Ontology annotation, biological process: protein phosphorylation; MAPK cascade. The transcript has 13 exons. Lineage: Eukaryota; Metazoa; Chordata; Actinopteri; Anabantiformes; Osphronemidae.
CCGAUAGCCCCUAAACGCAACAGCGCCACAGACGUGGCCGUGGUGCGACUGCUGCGUUCAAGUAGUACAGUGUCCCGUCUGGAGGCAGAGAGGGCGAAGUUUUGCUCUGCAUUGCAGCCCGAGUGCUGCUGCCGGAAUCCAACACAACAAUGGCGACUCCCAGUUCUGACAGCAACUCCACAAGCUCUAGCAACAGCACCCUAGGAUCGACGUCGCACCAACUUCACCAGCAGAUACAGAGCAGCAGCAUGCAAGAAACCAACACCUGCUGGAGAUGUCAAAAUGAAACAGGGUUUCAGAUAAGCCUGUCUGGAGUUUCCCAAAGUAAACGCAAAGCCCUGAAGCUGAACUUCGCCAACCCUCCAGUGAAACCCACCUCCAGGCUCCCGAUCAAUCCGAUGGCUCCCUCUUUCCAGAACCCCCACAUAGAGCGCCUGCGGACACACAGUAUCGAGUCGUCGGGGAAGCUGAAGAUCUCGCCAGAGCAGCAUUGCGACUUCACUGCGGAGGAUCUGGGAGAUCUUGGGGAGAUUGGUCGCGGAGCAUACGGCUCUGUGAACAAGAUGGUCCACAAACCCACGGGCCAGAUCAUGGCUGUGAAGAGGAUUCGCUCCACUGUGGAUGAGAAGGAGCAGAAGCAGCUGCUGAUGGAUCUUGACGUGGUGAUGAGGAGUAGUGACUGUCCAUACAUUGUUCAGUUCUACGGCGCCCUCUUCAGAGAGGGAGAUUGCUGGAUUUGUAUGGAGCUUAUGUCUACCUCAUUAGACAAAUUCUACAAAUAUGUAUAUUCUGCAUCAGAUGACGUCAUUCCAGAGGAAAUAUUAGGCAAAAUAACAUUAGCGACCGUUAAAGCACUGAACCACUUAAAAGAAAACUUGAAAAUAAUUCACAGAGACAUCAAACCUUCCAACAUUCUAAUGGACCGAAAGGGUAAUAUCAAGCUGUGUGAUUUUGGUAUCAGCGGGCAGCUGGUGGACUCCAUAGCUAAAACCAGGGAUGCAGGCUGCAGGCCCUACAUGGCACCUGAGAGGAUCGACCCCAGUGCGUCUAGACAAGGCUAUGAUGUCCGAUCUGAUGUGUGGAGCUUGGGCAUUACCCUGUAUGAGCUAGCCACUGGAAGAUUUCCUUAUCCCAAGUGGAAUAGUGUAUUUGAUCAGCUGACGCAAGUGGUGAAAGGAGAACCCCCUCAGCUCAGCAACUCCGAGGAGAGACAGUUCUCCCCCAAGUUCAUCAACUUUGUUAAUCUAUGCCUUACAAAGGAUGAAUCAAAAAGGCCAAAGUACAGAGAGCUUCUGAAACACUCCUUCAUUCUGAUGUAUGAGGAGCGUUAUGUGGAUGUCGCCAUCUACGUGUGCCGCAUCCUGGAUCAAAUCCCUGCCUCGCCCAUCUCCCCCAUGUACGUGGACUGACUGCGCUAGGCUGGCGGGUCGGCAGCAGGAGGUUACCCAACGUGCAGUGGGUCGACACUAAGCUUUGUGAUGCAGCACUUGACAUCUUAGCCCUUAAAGAUAUCUAAUGAUUAUUCAUGUUCCAAAGAACAAAGGAAUCGUUUCCAAAAAAAAAAAACAGUGCAAUGAGAGUAUUGCUAACCCUUUACCUUCCAUUACCACGUUUAAAGUCAGACAAACCUAAAAUAUUAAUGUUCAUCUUCAGCCAGAGAAACAUUCUUAGUAAAAUGCAAUGCAUACUUUUACGUGAGAUAAAGUUUAUUUAUAUAUAUAUAUAUAUAUAUAUAUAUAUAUUUAUAUAUAUAUAUAUAUAUAUAUAUAUAUAUAUAUAUAUAUAUAUAUAUAUAUAUAUAUAUAUAUAUAUAUAUUUCUCAUUGUACACUAAUACAGACUCUACCAAAUAAAAUGUUGAACACUGAUGCUCAUGAUGUAUGAACAAAAACAUCCACCUAUUGGAUUGUAUAUUGUGGACUGUAUGUAUGCAUAUGUGUGUUCACCUUCAGCAUGUACAGAUGUAUACUGGUAGACCUGCUCUCUAAACACGCACACACAGUCUUUACAUAUAAGUUGUUGAGCACCUUCACUCAUGGUAAAGGGAUGAGUAUGCAAAUGUUCUCUCUGGGAAGCUCAUGGAUACGGUAGCGUGGCUUUAGUGCUUCCUUUUCAGUUUUCAGCGUGCAAUCCGUGAGCGUUAUUUUUAUCGACACGCGGUGGGGGAGGCUGUACGUUUCCCGCGUUCCACGGCUAGCUCUAGCUUGUACAUCCGUUCUUGUAAAUCUGAUCUACUAAAACCCAGAGGUGGCACACUUUGCCGUUUUUAAAGGACGUUUCUGUUCAUCCAGAUAAAAGGAAGAUUUACAUGGCAAAUUAAAGAUGGAUUUAAAUGUCUGUUGCGCCUCUCAACACUGUUCCGAACUCAACCUUUUUGAAAUUACGAGCCACUUUGCUUGUUACUCACGACACAAGAAAUGUAAGUUAGAAUAUGCCAAAUAAUAUAACCCCCCACCCCAAAUGGAAAAAAGAUUAGUACCUCUGGUAAUGUUAGCAUGUUUAUUCAGCAAUGGAACUGCACCAUGGUUGUUAAAUGUCUUUAAUAUGCUGCUGGAUAGUUUUUAAUUUAGAUUCUUGGAAAAUACUUUUCAGUGAUUAGUGGUAAAUGGACUUCUGGGUUUUUAGAAUGAAAAUUAUGUUUGUUUUUUAGACUUAAAUAUAAGAAAUGACAAACUGGGGCUCAGUCUUUGCUUAACUGCCUGAUGAUGUGAAGUUACUUUUGGACAUUAUGUCCCACAAUGUAAAUGUAUAUGUAAAUAGUCCAUCUAAUGUGCUGUUCCUGGCAGGUUCUGUUUAACAGUUGAGGCUCAUUUUCUAAACAGACAUCAUCAAAUGAGUCGGUGAGGUUAGCGUCGGCCCAUAUGCUUCAGUUUGUCAAUGAGCCUUAAUGCCUGUCAUAGCACUGUACAGUUAAACUGAUCACAGGUUCACCAAGCUGCCGCACAGAGGCAAACCACGAGUCACAUUGUUAAGUGUCCACCAACCACACGAUUGUCAGGCGAGGAGGACGGGCUCGGCUCCCUGACCCCUAAGGUCAUUAGGAACUCAGCAAGCUAAACCACUCGCCACCUUUGGGGUGCGAGGGGUUCGGGGGCAGCCCUAUAACUAACUGGAACACUGGAGACUCUUGCAGAUAUUUACCUUUUAAAGUGGCAUAAUUUAUCUGUAACAUAGGCAUCAAAUUGGAACAUAGCUCCUCUUGCGCUUGUUAUGAGGUGAAGCAAUAAAACUAACUUGCUGACUUACUUAUGGAGGCUGAAACAUUACAACCAUGGUGGUGGUGGAGAUGCAGGCGUUUUAGUGCAGGCCCCAGAUCUCCACAUCUCACGGAAUGGUUCCAGGAAGCUGACUUACCACUGAUGACUACAAAUCUCCAUGUACACGCUGUACAAAUUGCAAUUAACUAGAAUGUUCAUAUUAGGAUAUAAGAUAAGAUUAAAGGCAAUGAAUAUUAUAUUGUAUCUUUAUCGAGGACUACAAAUAAAGUUCCCAUGGAAAGAUUAAAA